Sapajus apella (tufted capuchin) is the source of this 3813-nucleotide messenger RNA. Its product is annotated as KIAA0040 ortholog. The transcript has 5 exons. The record is from RefSeq and is a predicted model, not a curated record. Bases 797 to 1096 code for a protein of 99 amino acids. Lineage: Eukaryota; Metazoa; Chordata; Mammalia; Primates; Cebidae.
CGGGCGGCUCCCGAGACCUCGGCCGGCCCCGGGGCCCUCCACGCCAGACCUGGCUCGGGGUGGGAGGACAGGGGCAACCAAAAAGGAACCCAGAACUCGCCGCACGGCCCAGGGCGCUGUCAGACAGGGCAGCACCCGGGAGAUCCCGGGGCGACCACGCCUGCAGGAAGCCCUUCUGCGGACCGAAAGAUCAUUCCCACUGCUGUGAAAGGUGAUGAGACUGUUGCCAACCCUCUGUUUUGAGGUUUUGGCCUCUUGAAGUAUCUAAGUCAAAAGAGUACUUUCAGAAGAAAACAGACUGGGCGGUUAUCAGGAUCUGAAUGCACAGGGCCGGUGUUCAGCAAACAUUUACUACGUUGAACGUGACCUCCAGGAAAGCAGUUCUGGCCCAGAUCCCCUGACUACACAGAGGAAGAAUUAACGUGGAAGGAGGCUUUCCAAGCAGGCCAUUGUGCUGCUGUGUGUGGAGGUCCUUCCCAAGUGGCUCCACCUUCAUGAAAACUGCCCUGAUGUUCUCCAUGAGCUCGCCCUCCAUCCUCAGUGGCUGAACCCAGAGGGGCCCCUGAUGCUUGUCUGCUCCCUGCAGGAUCAACAUGACCGCUGGCACAGAAUAGUUGGUGAACAGUUGUGGUGGCAGUGUUGUCUAAUGUGAAUCAGGAAAGCUGUGCUGUCGGUGGCAUGCCCAAACCCAAAGCUGGAAGAGGAAUAAAUUACAAGUGGUCAAGGUUGCAUCCUUUGGAACCCAGGACCUGCUAGUGAGCCAAGAGGGCUCUCUGCGCGAAUCUAGCCAAGCACCAUGGAGAGAAUCAGCGCCUUCUUCAGCUCUAUGUGGGACACCAUCUUGGCCAAACACCAAGAAGGUAUCUACAACACCAUCUGCCUGGGAGUCCUCCUGGGCCUGCCACUCUUGGUGAUCAUCACACUCCUUUUCAUCUGUUGCCAUUGGUGCUGUAGCCGAACAGGCAAGAGGGGCCAGCAGCCGGAGCAGAAGAAGAAGAAGAAGAAGAAGAAGAAGAAGAAGGAUGAAGAAGACCUCUGGAUCUCUGCUCAACCCAAGCUUCUCCAGAUGGAGAAGAGACCAUCACUGCCUGUUUAGUUAGGCAGGAAGCAAAGGUGUCUCCUCUCUGGGGCUAAGACUCCUUCUGACCACACACAGAUAUUUCAGGAACCCAUGAAAUGAUGCACUUAGGUCCACUUAGGUAACUACUCAACCAAGGAACAAACCUCAGACUAAGUGUCCAGUGGAGGGCAAUCCCAGGGGGCAGGUGGACAAUUCUUGGGUACUGCUUGGCAGCUAUGUGUCCAAUAGCAGUGCUCCUUACUGCAGACCCAGGGAUGACUCCUACCUGUCUCUGACAUACCCCAUAUGCAAAAGCACAAAGAACAUUUAUCCAUACAUCUCGAUACAGUUCCUAAGUGUGUGCACAUGUACAUAACGCACACAGAAAUUCAGGCAACAGGUACAUGGGCAAGUAUAUUCUGCUCACUAAAUGGUUAUUGGCUAUGUACUUUGUGCAGGGAAGUACAUUAUCUACAGUCACAAAAAUGUCUCACGGGAAAGCCUAGCCAGAUUCAGACACAUAUAUACAAUUACAUAACCAGCAAGGCUCCCCAUACACCGUCUAUUCCAUAAACCACUCAGGUUAGAGAUGCAUGCUUUCCUAUUUCUAUCUCUACACAUAAACUUUUACUAGAAGUACCCAUAAUUGGACAUUCCAGCAACCUGCUACAGUCCCCACCCCUGUGCGUCUUGAUACAAACACACCAAAUUGCUGUGUCUCUGACCCCUCAACUGUGCCAAGAUGUUUAAAGAGUGAUGGAUCAAAAUUCAUUGAAAGCACUUUUUCUUGUAAUUCCUGACAAGGUCCGUCCUCAUUGCCACUGAGAGGUGUUUAAGGUGGUCCAAGACCUCUCUUUGAAACAUGACCCUCCCCAAACCACUCAGCAAAGUGCCUUUCUCCAAGCAAGAACAAAGAGCUCUUGGUAGUGACUCCUAGAAAGCUAUGGAAGCCCACUCAGUUAUGUCAGUGGACUGCAAUUGUGUACCUGUGCAACGAAUGUUUUACAGAUGGAAAGGGUAAGGAGGUGCUACACCUGAGCUAGGUACCUCCUGUGUAACCAGAGUUUCCAGCAGGGAAAGGACUAGACAAUCAUCAGUACAGUCUCACAGAAGGCCACACUGGAAGUGAUGUCAUAAGGUGGUAAUGGGUGUAUGGUAUGGCACAGGUGGAAUGCAGAGGUAACAAAGUUUCAAUGAAAGUAGGAUGAAACCAUAAAGAGGUUUAUUUAUAUUUAUCUUGAAGCUCAGGCAAGUGCCUUGCACACAGUAGGUUCUUAGAACUGUCUGUGGUUACUGUUGGACAUGUGAUGUUGCUAAGGGUAAGCUUGUAAUACCUCACACCAGCUCUCCCCAAGUGACCUUCUCUUCUAAGUGAGCCCACUAAUUGCUGCAAUGGAUGAAAUCGAGUGUUUAAGGCUGCAAGAGAGUGCAUGUAGGCGACACGUGUGCCCUGAGGUAUGUGAGGACGUGUCAAUUAGAUCCACAGUGAGCUGAGGAGGGCUUUCCCUGCCAGACCGAGGUUGGGAAGCAGAGUUAAUCCACUUACAGGAUGAACUGGUUGGUAUUUUGACUGUAUUGUGACUAUGGCAAAGAUGGACAGUUCACACCUUGGGAGCAAGUUGUGUUCUAAAAGUUUAUUUGCAAAUAUACUAGGAAGCUCUCUUGAAAUAUUUUCCCAUUUACUCUACACAGUGGCAAAAUCGCUAAUUAAUAAUAUAGGUAAACUAUGACAUUUAUAGUAGCAAAAAACUAAAUUCUAUAAAAUUACAUUAAAUGAAAUUUGCUGCUGAGUAAAUGAAAGCAAAUACUGUUGGCUCACUUGGGCCGUCUGGUACUCACCUGCCCUCCAGGUGUACUUUAGGCCUGUGGAGGGUGGCAUCUAGUGGUGACCCUUGCACCAGGGUUUUCUAACAGAUGACCCUGUGAAUCAUAAUUCAGACCUGCAUAUAUUUUAGAGCCAGUCACAUUUGCCCUCUCACUCUAUAUGGCCAUAAACUGCCUAAGCACUCAGGCCUCCUACUCAUCAACCCCUUUGACCAGAGAAAGAAGCAGUCUGGUUCUCUAUCCCCUUGUCACAGAGAGAGUUUGUCAUGGAGCCUCUGCCUGUGCCCUUCACAUAGCAGAAUCACUGUCAUCUACCUGCACCAAACCCAGAUAUGUGGGAGAUGUCUCCCCACACCUCCCACUGCCCACCAGGACAAGCUGCCCUUCCUGUCUCCACCUCUCAGUCCCCCUAAUAUGGGUGGCCAGGGAGAUGUGGAGGCUGACAGCUGAGACGUGGUGUCAGAUGUGAUCUAGGAGGAAGGAUCACCAGGAUCCGGGACCACACAAGUAACAUGGUUUCCAUGGCAACUGCUUGCUCCUUUGAAUUAAGACAGCAGUCAGUUGUCAUUGCCAUGACAAGGCCUCUAUCUCCAGGCACAGUGUCCCUGAUGUCUCCUAAUCCAACGGACUGGCUCUCACUGCAGGCAUAAAACACCCAGAAACUCACUCUCAGUCACUUCCACAGCCGAUGACUCAGAAGAAGCAAACCCAGAAUGGGGCUUCUCUUUUCCCCACCACAGCCGCCCUGACAACCUUUCCUGGCAUACCUAGAGGAGUGCCAACGCAGGAUAGGCCCGAAAAUUUUUGUUAAAUAAACAGGUGCAUGAAAGGAGCGAACAAACAAGGCGAUUGUUGGUGUCCACUCUCUUCUUUCCACUUCCUUCCCAUCUUUCCAUGUUUUAUGCUUCUCUGAUUCCCUCUUCUGCCUG